Messenger RNA from Thermochaetoides thermophila DSM 1495, 1194 nucleotides. RefSeq lists its product as uncharacterized. Gene Ontology annotation, molecular function: protein binding. The coding region runs from base 1 to 1194 and encodes 397 amino acids. The transcript is spliced from 3 exons. NCBI's taxonomy places the organism in Eukaryota, Fungi, Ascomycota, Sordariomycetes, Sordariales, Chaetomiaceae. The record is from RefSeq and is a predicted model, not a curated record.
AUGCCCGCUCCGACAGAAGAAGAGACCCCUCAGACACAACCUCAGCAGACCCAGCCGAGCCAGCCAAGCCAACAGAGCCAACAGAGCCAAGGCCACCAUAUCGAACUCCCCGCGGAGAGCGAAACACCGAAACAUGAAGGAGAGGGUAGCACAGAACUAAAGGAUCACAAAGGCUGGGACGGGAAGGCCCGUGUUUCCAAGAGCGCAACACUCAAGAACCCUGAGGCGCUUUCAGAUCCUGAGUACUCCGAUGAGGAUAACGUCGUCCCUGGAGAGCAGAUUGAGGCCGAUGAAGACCUGUUGGACGAGGAGGACCCUGAGACAGACGAAAUUAUCUGCACACAUGCGCGCAUCCGGUCGAUCCCAGCGCUCCGUCUCGAACGCUUCAAAAAUCUCCAGCGCUUAUGUCUGCGCCAAAACCUGAUCCAAGAGAUUGAAGGCCUGGACGGCAUCGCCGACACUAUCCAAGAGCUUGAUCUCUACGACAACCUCAUUUCUCACGUGCGCGGUCUGGACAAGCUCGUCAACCUGACCUCUCUCGACCUCUCCUUCAACAAGAUCAAGCACAUCAAGCACGUCAACCACUUAACCAACCUCACGGAUCUGUUCUUCGUCGCAAACAAGAUAUCCAAGAUCGAGAACCUCGAAGGCCUUACCAAGCUGCGCAACCUGGAACUCGGCUCAAACCGCAUUCGUGAGCUGCAAAACCUCUCCCACUUGACCGCCCUCGAGGAGCUGUGGGUUGCAAAGAACAAAAUUACCUCUCUCAAUGGCCUGGCUGGCCUCAACAACCUGCGCCUCCUCUCCAUUCAAUCUAACCGCAUCCGCGACCUGUCUCCGCUCAAAGACAUCCCCCAGUUAGAGGAGCUCUACAUCUCUCACAACGGCAUCGAGUCGCUGGAGGGCAUCUCGCACAACACUCGCCUGCGCGUGCUGGAGGUCUCCAGCAACCGGAUUACGUCGCUGAAGGGCAUCGGCCCGCUGAAGCAGCUCGAGGAGUUCUGGGCCAGCUACAACCAGCUGGGUGACUGGACAGAGGUGGAACGCGAGUUGGCGGACAAAGAGAACCUGACGACUGUUUACUUCGAGGGGAACCCCCUGCAGACGCGCCAGCCGGCGUUGUAUAGGAAUAAGGUCCGGUUGCUGUUGCCGCAGGUUCGGCAGAUUGAUGCUACUAUGACCCGAGUGGACUAG